This is a messenger RNA of Lichtheimia ornata, 594 nucleotides long. RefSeq lists its product as uncharacterized. The transcript is spliced from 2 exons. The record is from RefSeq and is a predicted model, not a curated record. The coding region runs from base 1 to 594 and encodes 197 amino acids. NCBI's taxonomy places the organism in Eukaryota, Fungi, Mucoromycota, Mucoromycetes, Mucorales, Lichtheimiaceae.
AUGGCACGUGUUCUCGAAGCCGUUGAACAAGGUACCAUGACGUUACAUCCAACACUACAAACCCACACCACUGCCGACAACCCACUUAGCUCCAAUCCACCAUUACCCGAUUUGAACUCAUGGUGUCUACCAUCCAAGGAAUAUCCCGCUUCACGUUCCACAACAACCACCUCUGCUAUUGCUGUCACCAAAGUUGGACCGGGACAACUCAGAGCUUAUUGGCGAUCCAAAACAUCCACUACCACCAUUGAAACGACUAUUGCACCUUACCACUGGAAACGUUUUUGGAAGCUACGAAUGCCACAUGGGUCUCGUACCAUUUGGUGGCGUAUUCUCCACCAUCAUCUAUCGACAACUCAACACCUUCAUCGACUCAUGCCAGUGAAACAUCCCACCCCGAUUUGUCAGCUUUGCUUGGGAGAAGUGGAAACCUCUCGCCAUAUGUUUUUGGACUGUCCCUUCAAACGAGUAUUCUGGAUUGAUGCCUUGAGAUUCCUUGAAUCACUGGCAUAUGAAUACCUUGAUUCACUCAUUGCUAGACAUCCCACCCUUGUCUCGAUUCAGUUGGAUACAGUAGAAUUUAUUUUGGGGUAA